CUGUGCCAGACGUACCCCGCGCACGACGGUGCGUCUCGGGUGAUGCAUAUGACAGGUGGAAGGACAGUCUUGGACUUUGCCGAUCGCACGAUACGGAUGGGGUGUCCGUCCACCACGGAUGCUGCUGCACGACUUAUCUUCAACGGGACCUAUAGGUUUGGGCCCUAUCGGUCUGAUCAUCUACCCGAGGACGUGAGCAAGAGCCAUUACCGCCCAUCUCCUGCACGGACAUGAACGCUUUCGCUGUACAUGAAAAGCUUACAGCCACAGGAUCUUACGACGGCACCUCGCAGGUCCCGCAUAUCGUGCCUAGAGCGCUUCGAAGCAUAUGGCCUGAUAGAACAUGGGCCCAUGAAAUGUGCUGUGUGCUGCGGUAACGAGCGCGCCUGCGUCUCUGGCGCACUGGGACGCACCUCGACAAAAGCCCAUCCCGGCACCCUCGAUCACACCCUCCGUGUCCGGGAUAUGAAAACGGGCCGAUAUAUGCAUGCAUUGACAGAGCACACCUCGCUCACCGGCGUACUCAGAUCAUCUCCUCGGCACUUCCGCUGAUUCCGAUAAUUGUGCGCAUCUGGGAUCCACGCACCACCGCGGUCGUCCAUGUUCAUAUGGACACUGACCCCAUGGCUGCGGCCACCGUGACGG
Messenger RNA from Mycena citricolor, 645 nucleotides. The record is from the annotation of a GenBank genome assembly. NCBI's taxonomy places the organism in Eukaryota, Fungi, Basidiomycota, Agaricomycetes, Agaricales, Mycenaceae.